UUUCCUUGCUCAUAGGGAUAUUCCGAGAGGAGUCGCUUGCAAUAUCAACGACGAGAGAUAAGCAAUCUCUCCCCUCUAGCACCAUUUAGAGCAGGCAUCCCCAAACUUCAGAUUUUUGGACUACAAUUCCCAUCUUCCCCGACCACUGGUCCUGUUAGCUAGGGAUCAUGGGAGUUGUAGGCCAAAACAUCUGGAGGGCCGCAUUUUGGGGAUGCCUGAUUUAGAGAAAGUCAUAGCAACAUAGCAUGAUGUAGGAAGCGACCCCCCGAGGGUCAUCUAGCCCAACCCCCGGCAAUGCAGGAAUCUGAACCAAAGCAUCCAUGGAAGGUGGCCAUUAAACAAACAAGGCGCAAGGCAGGAUUUCGAUGCAACUUCACGGCGGCUGCAAAGCUUUCACCGCGGAAGAAAAGGCAGCCGCAGGUGCGGAAGUCCCGCGCGCGUGUCGGUACGAUUCUGUGUGCCGCAAACCGCCCAGGGAGGGACCUUCGGGUGAAAGGCGGCGUCUAAACAUUGCACGUUAAGAUGGCAUCUGUCAGUGAUCAGGAAAAGGUCAGCUCUUGGAACACUUUGGUGCUCCCAGGCUUACCCAGUGGGCCGCUGGAUGCCUACCGAAAGAAAGCAUCCUUCAACUGGAAAGAGAUGGCACUCUUCGUAGAGGAAGAAGAUCUCCUACGUUUUAAAAACAGAAUAUUCUCUGCUCUUGAAAAUGACCCUCUCUUUGCUCGUCACACUGGAGAAGAAUUACCUCUUGAGAAAUACCGUGAACUAACCUUCCUUCGCUGUAGGAGACUCUUUGAAUAUGAUUUUCUACGACUAGAAGACAUAAUUGAGAAACCAUUAAGAGUUGUAGCACUGAUUACUUGCCUGGGGAUGUAUGACUGGUCUCUAGGAGCCAAAUAUUUGCUAAAUUCCCAGGUGUUCAAAGGUGCAAUUGAGAGUACAGGGCCUGAAAGACAUGAAGAAUUUAUUAAAGAUAAUGCAAAUAUGAAGAACUUUGGAUGUUUUGCUCUGACUGAAUUAAGCCAUGGCAGCAAUACCAAGAAUAUGCGGACUACUGCUAGAUAUGACCCGACUACGCAAGAAUUCAUUAUUCACUCACCGGAUUUUGAAGCAGCCAAGUUCUGGGUUGGCAACAUGGGGAAGAAUGCCACUCAUGCAGUUGUCUAUGCGCAGCUAUACACUCCGGAUGGCCAAUGCCAUGGAUUGCAUUCCUUUGUCGUACAGAUCCGAGAUCCGAAAACACUUCUUCCCAUGCCAGGGGUGUUGGUUGGUGAUAUAGGUAGAAAACUUGGGCAGAAUGGAUUAGACAAUGGCUUUGCAAUGUUUCACAAUGUCAGGAUACCCAAAAGGAAUUUGCUGAACCGAACUGGAGAUGUCACAGUUGAGGGAGCAUAUACAAGUGCCUUCAAGGAUCGCAAGCAGCGUUUAGGAGCUUCUCUUGGUGCUUUGUCCAAUGGAAGAGUUAUGAUUAUAUCCAUGUCUGUGGUCAAUUUAAAGCUUGCCAUAUCAAUAGCAAUUCGCUUCUCAGCUACCCGGCGCCAAUUUGGACCAACAGAUGAUGAAGAAAUUCCUGUUCUUGAAUACCAAAUGCAGCAAUGGCGCUUGCUGCCAUAUUUAGCAGCCACCUACGCCUUAGACCAUUUCUCCAAAAUGUUGUUCAUAAACUCCGUAGAAUUCCACAUAGGUCUCCUCAUGAAAGACAAAAGUCCACAGCAGGCGGAACUCGGGCGCGAAAUCCAUGCUUUAUCUACUUCGGGGAAACCCCUGGCCUCCUGGCUGACUCAACAAGGAACUCAGGAGUGCAGAGAAGCUUGUGGAAGACAUGGCUACCUGGCCAUGAAUCGGCUGGGUGAUAUCCGUAACGACAACGACCCAAAUUGCACCUAUGAGGGAGACAACAAUGUUCUGCUACAGCAAACUAGCAACUACUUAUUAGGCUGGAUGAAUGCCAAACACCAAGACAAAGGUCCUAUUGCUUCACCAUUGGGAUCGGCAAUUUUUUUGGAAGACUGCGAUCAUAUUCUCUGCCAGAAGUUCACAGUGUCAAAUGUUCAAGAUUGCAUGGAUUCUUCCGUACCUCUGAGGGGAUACAAGUGGCUGGUUUGUUACUUGCUCCAAGAGAGUUUGCAGAAGCUGAGAAGCCAAGAAAAAUGUGGUUGCGAUGAAUUUGAGGCAAGGAACAACACUCAGGUGUACUAUUGUCGUUCUUUAGCUAUAGCUUUUAUUGAGCACACUGUUUUGCAAAGAUACCAUGACUACGUUCACAGUUCCAACACACCAGCCAGCCUCCAGCCGGUACUGAAGAAUAUAUGUUCGCUGUAUGGAUUGUGGUCUUUAAAUAAGCACAUGGCAGUGCUCUACCAAGGUGGCUACGCUUCAGGUGCAAAUGCUGGCAGAUUUGUACAAGAUGCAAUUCUAGAACUGUGUUCAAAGCUGAAGCAAGAGGCUGUGGCUUUGGUCGAUGUAAUUGCUCCUCUGGACUUCAUUCUCAACUCGCCAAUUGGCAGGGCUGAUGGAGAGCUGUAUAAAAACCUGUGGAGCACCGUUCUGCAAGGCAAUAAGGUGUUGGAGAGGCCAUCCUGGUGGUCGGAAUUUUGUACUAAUAAACCUGUUGUAGGUAGGCUGAGAUCAAGAAUGUAAACGGAAUGGUAUAUUGGAGAGGCUCAGCAAGGGCAUGGAUAAUAAAUCGUAAACUCAAAUUAUUAGUUAAAGGAUCAUGUUGAAGAAGGUAAUUUUUGUGAAGGAAAAGGCCUUUGAAAUAGCAUUUCCGCCUAUUUCCCCGACUACUGGCGCAAUGAGGGUCAGUGCAGCCCAGUUUACACCGUUCCCACUUGUGUGUGUCAGUCAGUCAGGUCUUGCAGAAAUGAAGUCACUUUAAAAUGGGCUGCUACUCAGAGCCUGAAGUGGUCAUAGUGGCCAUGAUAGUUGAAGUCUGAAUUCCAGGUAUGGAAAUAGGUAUAACAAAUUGAAGGGAAAUUAUACCUUUGCAAAGUCAGUUCCCUUAGAGGACCAUGAGAGGCACUGGGCAUGCACAAUUUCGCCCAAAGACCUAAAACAUGUUCACUCUCCUGGAAUACAGAGCAGAUAAGGACUUUCUAACUUUGAUUAAUUGUCAUGUACAUCUGUAGUCAAAUGUUUUUAUAGUUCCUUGUUUAAUUCAUGGUCUAAUUGAAGUGAAUGAAAAUGUUGAACCUUAUAUCGCCUUACCAACAUUCUGCGUUUUAUCCGCACUUUUUAAUUUUAACUGUAAGUUGGUGUCAGAAAAUCCUAGUUUAGUAUCUGUGAAAGGUAAACAUAAUAUUAUGUGUUAUAACAAAGUUCUUCUACCUGCUACAUAUUUUUGAGGAAAUGUUUUGUGCUGACAAGAUAGAGCAAAUGUUAACAAUGAUGAAUAAAAUAGUUUUAUUUUA
Zootoca vivipara (common lizard) is the source of this 3410-nucleotide messenger RNA. RefSeq names its product acyl-CoA oxidase 3, pristanoyl (gene ACOX3). NCBI's taxonomy places the organism in Eukaryota, Metazoa, Chordata, Lepidosauria, Squamata, Lacertidae. Gene Ontology annotation, cellular component: peroxisome. Gene Ontology annotation, molecular function: FAD binding; pristanoyl-CoA oxidase activity; fatty acid binding. The record is from RefSeq and is a predicted model, not a curated record. Gene Ontology annotation, biological process: lipid homeostasis; fatty acid beta-oxidation using acyl-CoA oxidase.